Messenger RNA from Aspergillus aculeatus ATCC 16872, 972 nucleotides. RefSeq lists its product as uncharacterized. The record is from RefSeq and is a predicted model, not a curated record. The transcript has a single exon. NCBI's taxonomy places the organism in Eukaryota, Fungi, Ascomycota, Eurotiomycetes, Eurotiales, Aspergillaceae. The coding region runs from base 1 to 753 and encodes 250 amino acids.
AUGCCAAGCACAGCAGCCUCUAUGAUACGGUACACCCACACCCGUCACCCACCGACCACCAAUAUCGUCAAAUACCACAUCCCCAAGCAUCUGCUCCCAUGCUUUCGGACCGUCACCCUCCCGACCAUCAUGUCUCUCGCCUAUCGGGCGGCCAGUGCCGAGGGACAAUAUCCUAAGGCCAUCCUAAUCAGGUACGGAGCCGAAGGCAUCCAUGUUCAAAUUUCUCCCCACCUCCCAAGCUUCCUUCCAGCCAUCCCGGCACAAGCCAGGCUACAGGGGCAGGGCAUCCAGAUCCCACAGAAGGCUAACCCAACUCCCUUUCGCCCACCCACCAGAUCCUCCAUCCACCUCACGCGGUACCAAAAAAGGGGCCGAACCAAACAGCUCCGGAACACCUGGCACAUGACGAUCUGCUACAAGAACGCGACCCACCUGGCCAAGGGUUCCCACAUGACGGCGCAUGUCUACGUGAAAAACAAGCAUCACCCGGUGUUCCUGCGCGCCAAUUACGCCGCCGAGAAACCGGAUACGGCGAAGGAGGCGUCGGGGCGGGCGGUCUGGGGAUCCGUGGAGAGCUCGCAGUAUCUGACGCGCGAGGUUGCGUAUGGGUACCUUCCACAACAGCGGGAGCUGGGGCUGUCGGGGGGGUGUGGCUGGGCGUAUGCAUCUCGUGAGAAGAGGCAGCCUUGGCAAGGGCGAGGAGGGCUGAUUCGUUUUGUCUUGGCCCGCGAAAAAGAGGCUCUCAAAGAAUAACUCUCUGGUCUCUCAGGUACGGUCAAUGUCUUGAGAUUUAGUGUGUUGUCAUUCGCCGUGUUAUUUAUUCUGUCAUCAUUGUCCUCUUCUAUGUGUAUUUAUCGAGUCUGUCACCGUUUGACACUGAGAUGAGAGUAAUGUGCUCGAUGCCUCUCAAACUGGAGGUAAACGCGCAGAAUCCUUGUACGCAAGUUGAAUCGGCCGAAAUCUUACUCAAGU